Molecule: messenger RNA, 10266 nt
Organism: Pyrgilauda ruficollis (rufous-necked snowfinch)
Lineage: Eukaryota; Metazoa; Chordata; Aves; Passeriformes; Passeridae
Gene: MUC2
Product: mucin 2, oligomeric mucus/gel-forming
Exons: 61
Coding region: 1-10266 (3421 amino acids)
Cellular component (GO): extracellular matrix
Molecular function (GO): protein binding
Source: RefSeq, a predicted model, not a curated record
AUGGGGCUAAGAGCGGCCAGCCUCUUCCUCCUCUGGCUGGCUCUCUCCUCUGCUAAUGAAAUAAAAAAAGGAAGGACAAGAAGCCAUGGCCACUAUGUCUGCAGCACUUGGGGAAACAACCAUUUCAAGACUUUUGAUGGAGACGUCUACCAAUUCCCUGGCACUUGCGAGUAUAAUUUUGUUUCUGACUGCCGGGAGGCUUACAAGGAAUUCUCUGUCCACAUCCAGCGUGCUCUCGACAGCAAUGGCCAUCCUGAGAUCCAGUAUAUUCUGAUGAAAGUCAAGGAUAUAAUGGUCUACCUCAAACCCAACCUGGUUGUGGUGGAUGGGCGGAUUGUGAAGACACCUUACUACACCUCUGGUGUCCUCAUUGAGAGCAAUGAAAUUUACACCAAGAUUUAUGCCAAAUUAGGCAUGGUUCUGAUGUGGAACCAGCAGGAUGCCCUGAUGGUGGAGCUGGACAGCAAAUUUAAUAACCAUACCUGUGGUCUCUGUGGGGAUUACAAUGGCAUUCAAAUCUACAAUGAGUUCAUCAAGGGAGAUGCAAGCUACAACUCAAUUACAUAUGGGAAUAUGCAGAAGAUCAGCAAACCCAAUUCCAAAUGUGAAGAUCCAGAUGAAACUCAGGCUCUUCCAAGCUGUAAUGAGCAUCGUGACGAGUGUCAGAAGUUGCUGACUUCCGCUGCGUUUGCUGAUUGUCGGCUGCGUCUUAAUUUGGAAAUGUACAUCCAAGCCUGCAUGCAGGACAAGUGUGCCUGCAAUGGGAAGGACGACUCCUUCUGCCUCUGCAGCACCAUCUCCGAGUAUUCCCGCCAGUGCUCACAUGCAGGCGGCCGCCCGGGAGAAUGGAGGACACAGAGCUUCUGCCCCAAGACCUGUCCUGCUACCAUGGUCUAUAGAGAAAGCAGCUCACCCUGUGUGGAUACCUGCUCACACUUGCAGAUCAGCAGCCUUUGUGAGGAGCACUACAUGGAUGGCUGUUUCUGCCCUGAAGGAACUGUGUAUGAUGAUAUCAGUGAAAAAGGCUGCAUCCCUGUUAGCCAGUGCCACUGCAAACUUGGUGGAAAGGCAUAUGCACCUGGAGAAAGCAUUUCCAAAGAAUGUGAAGAAUGCACCUGUAAUUCAGGCAGAUGGACCUGCAAAGAUCUACCCUGUCCAGGCACAUGCUCAGUGGAAGGAGGUUCCCAUUUUACCACCUUUGAUGGGAAGAAAUACACCUUCCAUGGAGACUGCUACUAUGUGUUGGCCAAGGGUACUGCAAAUGAGAGUUAUGCUCUCCUGGCAGAGCUGGCUCCCUGUGGCUCCACAGACAAACAGACCUGCUUGAAGACUGUUGUGCUGUUAGUGGAUAACAAAAAGAAUGUGGUGGUUUUCAGAUCAGAUGGCAGCGUGCUCCUGAACGAGAUGACAGUGAAUGUGCCUCAUGUGUCAACCAGCUUCUCAGUAUUCAAGCCAUCUUCCAACUACUUUGUUGUACAAACUCCUUUUGGGCUUCAGAUGCAGAUCCAGCUGUUUAGAGUCAUGCAGCUGUUUGUGACUGUGGAUGAAUCACUUAAAGGAAAACUUCAAGGUCUUUGUGGAAACUUCAAUGGAAUGGAAGGUGAUGACUUCAGAACAACCAGCGGGCUGAUUGAGGCUACAGGAUCUGCCUUUGCUAACACGUGGAAAGCUCAGUCCACCUGCACAGACCAGGUAGAAAAGCUGGAAGACCCCUGCAGUCUCAGCAUUGAAAGUGCAAAUUAUGCUGAGCAUUGGUGCUCUUUGCUGAGAAACCCAAAGGGUCCUUUUGCAAGAUGUCACAUGGCCAUUGAUCCUUCAGAAUACUAUAAGAAAUGUAAAUAUGACACCUGCCUCUGUGAAGACAACGAAGAAUGUUUGUGUGCUGCCCUGUCCUCUUACUCAAGAGCCUGUGCUUUCAAAGGGAUCAUACUGGGAGACUGGAGAAACAGUGUCUGCAGUAACGAAGCAUCUUCUUGCCCAGGAAAUCAAGUCUUCCUUUACAACCUUACAAUGUGCCAGCAAACCUGUCGCUCCCUUGCUGAUGGUGAAAAGUAUUGCUUGCAAGACUUUGCUCCUGUGGAUGGCUGUGGCUGCCCAUCCAAUACAUACUUGGAUAACCAGGAUAACUGUGUUACCAUCUCCCAGUGCCCAUGUUAUUACAAGGGAUCAUACCUGGAACCUGGGCAGUAUUUCACAAAAGAUGGAGAACGCUGUGUUUGCCGAAAUGCAAAGAUCCAGUGCACUUCAGUGAAAAUAAGAAUGAAAAGUGAAAACGAAUGUUCUUCUAGCAAGACAUACUUUGACUGCAAUGCAUUCUCAAAGUGGACUUCGCAAACACCUCUGCAACUUAGCUGUCAUACUCCUCAAACUGAUCAUUUCCAGACAGAGUGUGUCUCAGGCUGUGUGUGCCCUGAAGGUCUAUUUGAUGAUGGCAGAGGGGGCUGUGUUGAGCAAAAAGAUUGCCCGUGCAUUCACAACAAUGAGUGGUAUUCUUCUGGAGACAAGAUAAAAGUGGACUGCAACACCUGCACCUGCCAGAAAGGGGUUUGGAAAUGCACUGAUGACGUGUGCUAUGGGACUUGUAUGAUAUAUGGAAGUGGCCAUUAUAACACUUUCGAUGGGAAGUUCUAUGACUUUGAUGGCAGCUGUGAAUAUGUGGCUACUCAGGACUUCUGCGGUGACAAAAACUCCAGCGGCUCAUUCAGUAUCAUCACAGAGAAUGUCCCUUGUGGAACUACAGGAGUCACCUGCUCUAAGGCUAUCAAAAUGUUCCUAGGGAAAACGGAACUGAAAUUGGAGAACAAAGAGUACAAAGAAAUUCAGCGAGAUGUUGGUGAUGAUGUGCAGUAUUGGAACAGGACAGUUGGCCUGUACCUGGUUAUUGAGGCUAGCAAUGGUGUGAUGCUGAUCUGGGACAAGAAGACUACUGUUUUCAUCAAGCUGAGCCCUGAUUACAAGGGCAAAGUGUGUGGUCUGUGUGGCAACUUUGAUGACAAGGCAAACAAUGACUUUACAACAAGGAGUGGACUGCAGGACAAUAAUCCUCUGAAUUUUGGAAAUUCCUGGAAACAAUCUCCCAUGUGCCCAGAUGUCACAGAAGAGAUUAAGCCUUGUGAUCUGAAACCACACCGGAAGUCUUGGGCAGAGAAAGAAUGCAGCAUCAUCCAGAGUGAAGUCUUCAAAAUUUGUCACUCCAAGGUGGACCCACUUCCUUACUAUGAGGCUUGUGUUCAUGAUGCCUGCUCCUGUGACAGCGGUGGGGACUGCGAGUGCUUCUGCUCUGCAGUUGCAGCGUAUGCCCAGGAGUGCAUCAAGGCUGAGGCCUGUGUUUUCUGGAGAACUCCUGAUAUCUGCCCGAUAUUCUGUGACUACUACAACCCUCGCAAUGAGUGUGACUGGCACUACGAGCCUUGUGGCAGUAAUAUCACAACCUGCAGGAUGAUCAAUAAUGUCAGCACCAACUUUACAGUACCACUACUGGAAGGUUGCUACCCCAGAUGCCCUAAGGACAAGCCUAUUUAUAAUGAAGAGACAAAGCAAUGUGUGACUGAAGAUCAAUGUGGAUGUUACCUCGAGGAUGGAACCCAUGUACUCCCUGGGCAAGAAGUUACAAAAGAAAACUGUACAAUAUGUGUCUGUGUCCCAUCAGGAUCCAUAGAGUGUAAACCAGUCCCAGGGUGUCCUUGUGUCAUCAAUGGAACGAGUUAUGAAGAGGGUGCUACUGUGGGACACGUACAGGACGGCGACAUAUGUAUAACAUACAUUUGUGCAGCAAAUGGCUCUGUAGUUCCUGGUGAAGUCUAUCCUUGUCCAACAUCUUCACCUACAACCAUCUCAACCUCCUCCCCUCACAGUACUCUUACCACCACCACCGCAGUUUCCACUGCAAGCCGCCCAGUCACUACAACUCCAUGCGUAGUCACAGAACUAAUCUGUGAUUGGACUGAGUGGUUUGAUGUUAGUAAACCUGAAGAAGGUGGUGGUGACUAUGAAACAUACGAUGAAAUAAGAAAACAUGGAAACAAAAUAUGUACAGCUCCUGAAAAAAUUGAAUGCAGGGCUAAGGAUAAACCUGAUGUGAGCUUAGAAGAACUUGGUCAGAAAGUAGAGUGUAAUGUUAAAUAUGGGCUAAUCUGUAAAAAUGAUGAGCAAGAUGUAACUAUGUGGCCACUCUGCUAUAAUUAUGAAAUCAGGGUAAACUGUUGUGAGUGGCAGGAAGUUCCUUGUGGGCCUACAGUUACACCUACUAUAGCUUCAACUGCAACCACCACCAAGACAACAAUAGGCAGCACCACUACAACCAGGACUACAACAGAAAUUACCACCACACCCAUACACGUCCAUUCCACAACACCCCCAUCUCCACCCACACCAAGCACACCAAAAUCGACAACCACUCCCUCCACGCCGGAGACUCCCACCACUACCAGCACCCCGACAACAACCACCAUUGGAUCACCAACACCCACCUCAACUACUUCAAGCACAUCCUCACCAACACCAACAUACACCACCACCACACCAACUCCAGUCACACCGAGCACAGCAUCCCCUACAUCGGAAUUGACAAGCACUUCCACAUCAGCGGAGACUCUCAGCAGCACCACGACCACCACCACUACCGGCACCAGCACCACCACCACCAGAACACCAACAACAACAACAACAACUACUACAACAACCAUCAGAACUCCUGCACCGUGUGAGUGCAUCUGGACGGACUGGAUCGAUGUGAGCUAUCCAGAUGGUUCUGACAGGAAUGGUGGUGACUACGAAACCUUUGAGAACAUUUUGAAGAAAUACCCCUCCUGGGAGUGUGCGAAAGUUGAGAAUAUUUCAUGCCGAGCAGAGAAAUUCCCUAGCUAUUCCAUUGCAGAUUUAGGGCAGAAAGUGGAAUGUAACGUUAAUGUAGGGCUCAUCUGCAACAAUAAAGAUCAGCAGAUAGGAGGUAUAAUACCAAUGCCAGUCUGCCUCAACUACGAGAUCAGUGUCUGCUGCACCCCCAACAAACCAGAGUGUCUUCCAACUCCAAGCACCACGAGCACCACAACUUCGACAUCUUCCCCCACAACAAGCAGUGUGUCCCCUCCAAUAUCAACCACCGCUCCAACGUCAACAGCAGUGGAGACUCCCAGCCCUACCACCACCACCACCACCACCACCACGGUGCCCCCCAGCAGCACCACCACUAGUGGCAGCACCUCACAGACAACCACAGCUCCUCCUGUCUCAACAACACCCAUUUCAACUACUUCAAGCACAUCCACGCCCACACCAACAUACACCACCACCACCACGUCAACUUCAGGUACUUCUCUGAUCUCCCCAACUCCAUCCACACCAAAAUCGACAACCACUUCCACGUCACCGGAGACUCCCACCAUCACCACCAGCCCUCCAAGCACAACAACAACAACAACAACAACGGUUACUGGAUCAUCAACCACCAUCUCAACUCCUGAAACCCCAACUCCAUCCCCACCAAGCACACCAAAAUCGACAACCACUUCCACGUCACCGGAGACUCCCACCACCACUGCCAGCACCACGAUGCCCCCCAGCAGCACCACCAGCAUCAGCACCCCGAGCACGACAACCAUUACUCGACCUCCAACACCCACCUCAACUGCUCCAAGCACAUCCACGCCCACACCAACAUACACCACCACCACACCAACUCCAGCCCCAACUCCAUCCACACCGAGCACACCAAAACCGACAACCACUUCCACAUCAACGGAGACUCCCACUACCACUACCAGCCCUCUGAGCACCACCACCACUGUUUCUGGAUCAACAACAACCAUCUCAACUCCUCAAACCCCACCUACGAAGACACCGAGCCCAACUACUCCACCAGAAACACCAACUACUCCCACUCCAACAGCAUCUGAAACUCCCAUCAUCACUUCCAGCACCACGAUGCCCCCCAGCAGCAUCCCCAGCAGCACCACCAGCAUCAGCACUCCCAAGACAACAACAACAACUGUUACUGGCUCAUCAACAACAUUCUCAACUACUUCAAGCACAUCCACAGCCAUAUGGGAAUAUUCAACCACCCUAUCAACUCCAGCUCCAACUCCAUCCACACCAAGCACGGCAUCCCCUACAUCUGAAUUGCCCACCACGUCACUGGAGACUCCCAGCACCACCACCAGCUCUGGCAGCACCACCGGCACCACUACCAGCAGCCCUCCAAGCACAACAACCACUGUUACUGGACCACCAACGCCCACCUCAACUACUUCAAGCACAUCCUCUCCCACACCAACAUACACCACCACCACCACUCCAGGCACAAUUCCAUCCACACUGAGCACACUAAAAUCGACAACCACUACCUCACCGACGGAGACUCCCACCACCACCACCAGCCCUCCGAGCACAACCACCACUGUUUCUGGAUCAACAACAACCAUCUCAACUCCUCAAACCCCAACUCCAUCCACACCGAGCACACCAAAACCGACAACCACUUCCACAUCAACGGAGACUCCCACUACCACUACCAGCCCUCUGAGCACCACCACCACUGUUUCUGGAUCAACAACAACCAUCUCAACUCCUCAAACCCCACCUCCACCCACACCAAGCACACCAAAAUCGACAACCACUUCUACGUCACCGGAGACUCCCACCACCACCACCAGCCCUCCAAGUACAACAACCACUGUUACUGGACCACCAACGUCCACCUCAACUACUUCAAGCACAUCCUCACCAACACCAACAUACACCACCACCACACCAACUCCAGUCCCAACUCCAUCCACACCAAGCACACCAAAAUCGACAACCACUUCUACGUCACCGGAGACUCCCACCACCACCACCAGCCCUCCGAGCACAACAACCACUGUUACUGGACCACCAACGCCCACCUCAACUACUUCAAGCACAUCCUCACCAACACCAACAUACACCACCACCACACCAACUCCAGGCACUACUCCAUCCACACUGAGCACGCCAAAAUCAACAACCACUUCUACGUCACCGGAGACUCCCACCACCACCACCAGCCCUCCAAGCACAAUAACCAGUGUUCCAACUACCACCACAAUUACUGAAAAUAUUAAUACCAGAACCCAGUCGGUUCCACCCACUGAAGCAAUAAAGACACCUGAACCAGAGACGCCGACAACAGAAAGCACUCCAGUUACUCCUUCAGUUACCCCACUGCCAACAACAAGAACGACAGAAAUAAGUACAGUGUCUACUGCAAGCACCACUAGUCAACAGUCAACAUCACCAGUGUCAACAAGCCCAGUGACAGCUACCACAUCUGAAGUCACUGAAACAACAUCAACCACCCAGACCACCACUUCAGGCCCCACACCCUCAAGAUCCACCAGCACCACACCAGUAACAGAAACAACUAUCCAUGAGACUACUACCACCAGGACCCCAACCCCUCCAACAGGAUUCUCUACCCCCACUUCCACCCCUAGCACCACCACAACCUCGGGACCAAGCAGCCCUACAGGAACACAACCACCUGUAUCAACAACCCCAUUCACUGAAACAACAUCAACCACCAAGACCACCACUUCAGGCCCCACACCCUCAGUGUCCACUCCCCCCACCACCACAGCAGGAACAGAAACAAGUACCCCAACAACAACCUCUGCAACUGUUACUACUCCAACAACAUCACCUACAUCAACCAGCCCUGUGUCAACCACCACCUCUGGUACUACUCCAACAGAAAGCUUUACCAUCACUUCAGGAACCACCUCUAGUAGUUUUAUCACAAUCAAUGCAACAACCAGCAUCUCCACCACCUUCAAAACUCUUCCCCCUGUCUCAACUACUACAUCUGGGCCUACUGCAACAUCAACUGCAGUCACCACUACAGGAAGUUCUACACACAGCACAACUCCUCCAGUUAAUGGCUCAAGUUCAACUACAGGUCUAACACCAACCACUCCUAAAAAAACUUGUACUAUUUUCCCUAAUGAAUCUUAUGAGCAAGGUGACUCAUGGAUGCUGUGUAACUGCACUAAGGUUAUAUGUAUAGAAGACAACAUUGUCCAGGUGAUUCCAAUAAUCUGCAAUCCACCUCCAAAACCCACCUGUGCCAAUGGACUGUCUCCUGUGCCAGUCAUGGAUGAGGAUGGAUGCUGUUGGCACUGGGAGUGUGAUUGCUACUGCACUGGCUGGGGAGAUCCACAUUACAUGACUUUUGAUGGACUGUACUACAGCUAUCAAGGAAAUUGUACAUAUGUCCUUGUGGAAGAGAUCAAUAAGAAAGUUGACAACUUUGGUGUCUACAUUGAUAACUACCACUGUGAUGUACGGGAUGUAGUGUCCUGUCCUCGAACACUCAUUGUGAGACAUGAGACCCAGGAAGUGAGGCUAACAACAGCACAACCAAAUACUCUACAAGUAGAGGUGACAGUAAACAACCAGCUCGUGGCUUUGCCUUAUAAGAAGUUUGGUGUGAGCAUCUACGAGUCAGGCAUAAAUCGUGUUGUGGAAAUUCCUGAGCUGAAAAUGAAUGUGACCUACAAUGGCUUGUCCUUUUCUAUCAGAAUGCCCUACAGCCUGUUUGGCAACAAUACCCAGGGACAGUGUGGUACUUGCAAUAACAACACAGCAGAUGACUGCAUGCUGCCAAAUGGAAACAUUGCAGAAAACUGUGAAACCAUGGCAGACCACUGGCAAGUUGUUGAUCCUUCCAAACCACAGUGCUCUCCAGGCCUAGUUCCUACAAGUUCACCUAGCACAACGCCAACACAGCCUUGCAAAGAAUCUUCCAUCUGCGAGCUUCUUUUGGGAAGUGUGUUCAAGCCAUGCCAUGCAUUUGUCCAGCCUGAGAAGUACUAUGCAGCCUGUGUUUUUGAUAGCUGUGUACUACCCAACCUAGACCUGGAAUGCUCAAGUCUGCAGAUCUAUGCUGCCACCUGUGCUGAUCAAGGCGCAUGCAUUGACUGGAGAAAACACACCAAUGGAGUAUGCUGUAAGUAUGAAUGUCCUUCAGGUAAAGAAUACAGAGCAUGUGGUCCUAUUAAAGAGAUGACCUGCAAAUCAAGAGGACAGAAUGAGACAUCAACUAAACAAGUGGAAGGCUGUUUCUGUCCUAAUGGAACCAUGCUGUAUGACUCUGGUGUGGAUGUCUGCGUGAAAACCUGUGGCUGUGUUGGAGUGGAUAUGAUACCAAGAGAGUUUGGAGAAAAGUUUACAGUGGACUGUCAGGACUGUAUUUGCCUGGAAGGUGAACAUGGCAUUGUAUGUGAGCCUCAUGUAUGUGAUCAAAAGAAGGUCACUUGUGAUGGAGAAGGCUUCUAUGAGGUCACUGAAGUCAAUCCUAAAGACUCCUGCUGCCCUCUUUUCACUUGCAAAUGCAACACAAGCUUGUGCACAGCUAAAGCCCCCAAGUGCUCACUGGGAUUUGAAGUUCAUUCUUAUAUUCCCAGUGGUCAGUGCUGUCCUGUAUACCAAUGUGUUCCCAAGGGGGUUUGCGUACACGAGAAUGCCGAGUUCUUGCCCAACUCCUCAGUCUUUGUUGACAAGUGUCAGAAUUGCGUCUGCACAAAUGAUGUUAACGUCAGCACUCAACUGAAUAUCAUCUCCUGUGAACAUGUCCCCUGCAACACAUACUGUCAACCAGGAUAUGAACUUAAACCAGUGAAAGGUGAAUGCUGUGGAAAAUGUGUGCAGACCAAGUGUAUUAUACACACAGCAGACAAUUCUGAACUCAUCUUGAGUCCUGGAGACUUUAAAAAUGAUCCUCACGACAACUGCACCAUUUAUAGCUGUGUAGAUAUCCACGACCAGCUUAUCGCUUCCACAUCUGAGAUUACCUGUCCAGCAUUCAAUGAGGACAGCUGCAAACCUGGAACUAUUUCGUUCUUACCUAAUGGUUGUUGCAAAACAUGUGCCCCUCUGGACAGCAGCACACCGUGCUCUGUGCGCCACAGAAAAGACUUUAUCGUCUACGAUGGCUGCCGCUCCGUGGACAGAGUUGACUUGACUGAAUGUGAAGGAACAUGUGGAACCUUCUCGCUAUACUCUGCUGAGGCCAACUCUAUGGACCACAGCUGCUCCUGCUGCAGAGAAACAAGCACCACUGAGAAGCAAGUGGUUCUGAAAUGCCCUGGUGGGCAUGCAGUGUCACACAAGUACAUCUACGUGGAGAGCUGCAGCUGUCAAGACACUGAAUGCAAGAGGCCUGAGUCCAAGGAGCUGCAGAACAAUGAAGAAAAUGACAAGGCGACCACUCUGAACCGGAUCAAGAGAGCCAUCAGCUUAACAUCAAAAUGA